Messenger RNA from Hibiscus syriacus, 966 nucleotides. Its product is annotated as PHD finger protein ALFIN-LIKE 4-like. The transcript is spliced from 5 exons. Lineage: Eukaryota; Viridiplantae; Streptophyta; Magnoliopsida; Malvales; Malvaceae. Bases 109 to 870 code for a protein of 253 amino acids. Gene Ontology annotation, cellular component: nucleus. The record is from RefSeq and is a predicted model, not a curated record. Gene Ontology annotation, biological process: regulation of DNA-templated transcription. Gene Ontology annotation, molecular function: histone binding; transcription coregulator activity; transcription cis-regulatory region binding.
AUGCUCUCUUAAAAUUAAAAAAGAAGAACCCAUUCUAGCAAAUCUUUCCUUCCUUUUCCCCUAGCUGCUUCUCUACCCCAAACUAAAAAAAAAAAAAAGGACUGUGUUAUGGACGGCGGUGCUUCCUACAACCCACGUACAGUCGAAGAAGUAUUUCGAGAUUUCAAGGGUCGUCGAGACGCCAUGAUUAAAGCUCUCACUGUUGAUGUUGAAGAGUUUUACAAUCAGUGCGAUCCAGAGAAGGAGAAUCUUUGCCUCUAUGGAUACCCCAGUGAGCAAUGGGAGGUGAAUUUACCUGCUGAAGAGGUGCCUCCAGAACUUCCUGAGCCUGCGCUGGGUAUUAAUUUCGCCAGAGAUGGGAUGCAGGAAAAGGAUUGGUUGUCUUUGGUUGCCGUACACAGUGACGCGUGGUUACUUUCUGUGGCUUUCUAUUUUGGUGCUAGGUUUGGAUUCGAUAAAGCUGAUAGGAAACGCCUUUUCAAUAUGAUAAAUGAUCUUCCGACAAUAUUCGAAGUUGUGGCAGGAGUGGCUAAGAAACAGACAAAGGAAAAAUCAUCAGUUUCAAAUCAUAGUAGCAACAAAUCUAAAUCAAACUCCAAGCGAGGUUCUGAGUCUCAGCCCAAGUAUCCGAAGGCGGCAAUGGCAAAGGAAGAGGGUGAAGAUGGUAUGGAAGAGGACGACGAUGAGGAGCACAGAGAGACGUUAUGUGGGGCUUGUGGAGAGAAUUAUGCAGCGGAUGAAUUCUGGAUUUGCUGUGAUAUUUGCGAGAAAUGGUUCCAUGGGAAGUGUGUUAAGAUUACGCCAGCAAGGGCUGAGCAUAUUAAGCAGUACAAAUGCCCAUCGUGCAGCAACAAGAGAGUGCGACCUUGACGACUGCUGCUCGGUGGCUCGUUUGAUGUGAAAUCAGAUGUUAUAGACUUUCUAACUGUCUAGUAGGUGGACUAGUUCAAGUUUGUUUGUAGUAAA